Penicillium waksmanii is the source of this 1527-nucleotide messenger RNA. RefSeq names its product flavin monoamine oxidase family protein. The record is from RefSeq and is a predicted model, not a curated record. Gene Ontology annotation, molecular function: oxidoreductase activity. The transcript has 2 exons. NCBI's taxonomy places the organism in Eukaryota, Fungi, Ascomycota, Eurotiomycetes, Eurotiales, Aspergillaceae. Bases 1 to 1527 code for a protein of 508 amino acids.
AUGUCUUACCACGCCGCGCUCUCCCACGACGGUUACACCUACACCAAGCACGACGGCUUGGUCCAGGGUCUUCGGACUUACGGUUUCAUACAGCCGCAGAGCAAAAUAGGUGAUACUGAAGCCGGUAAAGUAUGGGACGCAAUUGUUAUUGGCGCUGGGUACACUGGCUUAAUUGCCGCCCGUGACCUUGUCAAGGCCGGUAAUAAAGUUCUUCUUUUGGAAGCUCGUGACCGUGUCGGUGGUCGUACCUGGUCCGCAGAGGUCGAUGGGACAACAUAUGAGAUGGGUGGAACCUGGGUUUCGCACGUCCACGGUCGCCUUUUUGCUGAGAUGCAGCGCUACGGUCUGCAGGACCAUGUGCAAAUGACCCGCACCGAUGAUGGAGGCUGUUCAUACUUCACUCUCGAUACCGGCUCCGGUUCACGAAAGCUCUCCCUUGAAAGCGCUGGUGAGAUGACCCAGCGGGCCUGGAAGCUCUUCAUGAACUAUGAUGGUCUCGAUGGUAGGAAAUUAUGUCCUCUUCCCUACUCCACUCUCGGCAACUCUCGUGUCUCUUUCGAACAGGUCCAGGCUGUAGACCAGAUGUCCUGCCGUGAUCGAAUCAACCAGAUAAAGGACGAGCUAUCCGCUGAUGAGCUCGCCCUCCUUGAGUCUUUGAUCCCCCACAUGUGCGCCGGUUCCGUCGAGGAUGUCGGUUAUCUUGAGAUGCUCCGCGCUCAGGCUCUUCAAGGAUUCAGUCCUGAGACCUUCGAGGAAGUCUGGACUCUUUACAAGAUCCGAGACGGCCAAUCCGCCCUUGCUCGUCGUAUAUUUGAUGAUGCUGUUCGCCUCGGCCUGCGAUACUCUUUCAAGACACCCAUCAAAUCUAUUGUUGACCGCCAUGGUGUUGUUUCUGUUGGUACCACUGCUGCGAAGGAGUUCCGUGCUCGUCGUGUUGUGAACACUAUCCCUCUUACCGUUCUGCACACUAUCCACUUCGAUCCACCCCUUUCACCCCUGCGCCAAGAGGCCAUGCGCGUUGGCCAUCUUAACUACUUGACCAAGGUUCACGCCGAGGUAGAGGGAGACCUACGCGGCCUCCGUGGCUGCACAUGGCCUGGUGAUCUCCUUUAUGUAUAUGGUGAUGGCUUCUGUGCUGGUAAUCAGUCCACCCGUAUCACUUCCUUCGCUGGUGACAACCGAGGCAAGCUUGACCCUAUCAAGGAGCCCGAGCGUCUUGAAGCCGCUCUACAGCGCUUCCACCCCAUGAAGAUCAAGAAGCUGCUUUUCCAUGACUGGAUAUCCGACCCUUACUCUCAGGCUGGCCCCGCGUGGUACCGCACUGGCUACCUUACCAAGUAUCUAGCUGAGUUGCAGAAGCGUCACGGAAAUGUUUUCAUGGCUAACGCCGAUUGGGCCUCUGGUUGGCGCGCCUUCAUCGAGGGUGCCAUGGAGCAGGGUGCACUGGCUGCUGACACUGUUAUGAACGAAAUUGGGAUUCUUGGUGCUAACUCGCCUAAUGAUCCUGAACAUGACGCUCGUCUGUGA